Molecule: messenger RNA, 1691 nt
Organism: Alosa alosa (allis shad)
Lineage: Eukaryota; Metazoa; Chordata; Actinopteri; Clupeiformes; Clupeidae
Gene: ptbp2a
Product: polypyrimidine tract binding protein 2a
Exons: 14
Coding region: 95-1672 (525 amino acids)
Biological process (GO): mRNA processing; regulation of RNA splicing
Cellular component (GO): nucleus
Molecular function (GO): mRNA binding
Source: RefSeq, a predicted model, not a curated record
UUCAGUAGCUUCCGCCUCCAUUUUGUCAUCGUAUGUACAAGUGGCAAAGGAAAACCUCUACAACUAUUGCGUCGUAGAGAUAGAUUCUCCGGCAAUGGACGGCAUUGUCAGUGAUGUUGGUGUGGGGGUGAAGAGAGGAUCAGACGAGCUUUUGUCUAGUAGUCUCUACAACAGUCCUAACUCUGGCAUGAGCAGUAUAAGUGACGGCACGUCAAACGGAAGCGACAGUAAGAAGUUUAAGGUGGAGGACGCGCCCCCAUCCCGCGUGCUCCACAUCAGGAAGCUCCCCAACGAGGCCACCGAGACCGAGGUCAUUGCCCUGGGGCUGCCCUUUGGCAAGGUCACCAACAUCCUUACGCUGAAGGGCAAAAACCAGGCCUUCUUAGAGAUGGGGACCGAGGAAGCAGCCAUCACCAUGUUAAACUACUACAUGGCCGUCACCCCACACGUGCGCAACGCGCCUGUCAUCAUCCAGUACUCGACUCACAAAGAGCUGAAGACAGACAGUGCAGGCAAUCAGCGGGCACAGGCGGUUCUACAGGCCGUGUCAGCUGUGCAGGGGGGCGGCAUGCCCACGUCGGGCUCAUCUGCCAGCGAAAGCGCUCUCACGCCCGCUCCAAGCCCCGUACUGCGCAUCAUCAUCGACAACAUGUUCUACCCCGUCACCCUGGACGUGCUGCAGCAGAUCUUCUCGAAGUUUGGAACGGUCAUGAAGAUAAUCACGUUCACCAAGAACAAUCAGUUCCAGGCUCUGCUGCAGUACAGUGAGCCCGUGAAUGCGCAGCAGGCCAAACUGGCCCUAGAUGGACAAAACAUCUACAACGCUUGCUGUACACUCCGUAUUGACUUCUCCAAGCUGGUCAACCUGAAUGUGAAGUACAACAACGACAAGAGUCGGGACUACACCCGCCCGGAGCUCCCGUCUGGAGACGGCCAGCCCAGCGUUGACCCUUCCGUAGCAGCAGCCUUUAGCAAGGACUCCUCCUCGCUGCUCGGUAAGAUUCCAGGUGCCCUGAGCCCGUUGAAUGCUGCAGCGGCCGCCGCGGCAGCAGCUGGAAGGGUGGCACUCGGCCACACGGGCACCAGUGGAGUCCUCCUGGUCAGUAACCUCAACGAAGAGAUGGUUACGCCCCAAAGUCUCUUUACCCUCUUCGGCGUCUAUGGUGAUGUGCAGCGUGUGAAAAUCCUGUACAAUAAAAAAGACAGCGCCUUGAUCCAGAUGGCAGACUCUAAUCAGGCCCAGCUUGCUAUGAGCCAUUUGAAUGGUCAGAAGAUGUACAGCAAGAUCAUCCGGGUGACCCUGUCCAAGCACCAGACGGUCCAGCUGCCCCGAGAGGGUCUGGAUGAUCAAGGGCUCACUAAGGACUUCACAAACUCGCCCCUGCACCGCUUUAAGAAGCCUGGCUCCAAGAACUUCCAGAACAUCUUCCCUCCUUCAGGCACCUUGCAUCUAUCCAAUAUCCCUGAAGACAUCACAGAGGAUGACCUUCGAGUUCUGUUCUCCAACUCUGGCGGCACGGUGAAAGCCUUCAAGUUUUUCCAGGAUCAUAAAAUGGCACUCCUGCAGAUGGCCUCAGUGGAAGAGGCAAUUCAGGGCCUCAUCGACCUCCACAACUACAACAUGGGUAACAACCACCAUCUGAGAGUUUCCUUCUCUAAAUCGACCAUCUGAGAGGGGCCCCCACCACCAC